GCUUUGGCCGCGUCGCAAGCGUUGUUGUCCUCUCGACGGUCCGAUCUCUUCUUGAAGCGCCUCUGGAGUCCAGACGAGCGAGGGAUGCUGCGGGUGCGGUGCUUGCGCGGAGGGAGCCGAGGAGCCGAAGCCGUGCAUUACAUCGGGUCCCGGCUUCGCCAGGCCUUCACAGGAUGGGUGCAGCGAACUUACCAGAGCACCCAAGCUGCUGCGGCGGCAGCCCCCCAGCCCACCUGUGCUGUUGCUGAUGACAAGGCCCCCGACCCCCUUCCCCAAGAUUGCCCCGUCUGCUCCUACAACGAGUGGGACCCGCUGGAGGAAGUCAUUGUGGGCAGAGCCGAAAAUGCCCGCGUGCCACCGUUUUCCGUUGAGGUCAAGGCCAACACCUACGAGAAGUACUGGAGUUUUUACCAGAAGUAUGGAGGGCAGAGCUUCCCGGAGGAUCAUGUGAAAAAAUCAAUUGCUGAAAUUGAAGAGAUGUGCAAUAUUUUAAGAAUGGAAGGAGUGACUGUGAAGAGGCCCGAGCCCCUUGACUGGUCGGCCAAGUACAAAACACCCGACUUUGAAUCCACCGGCAUGUACGCAGCCAUGCCCAGAGACAUUCUGUUGGUGGUUGGCAAUGAAAUCAUUGAAGCGCCCAUGGCCUGGCGUGCCCGUUUCUUCGAGUACAGGGCAUACAGGCCGAUCAUUAAGGAGUACUUUCGCCAAGGCGCCAAGUGGACCACAGCACCAAAGCCCACAAUGUCUGAUGAACUUUAUGACCAGGAUUAUCCCAUCCGCACUGUGGAAGACAGGCACAAACUGGCUGCUCAAGGCAAAUUUGUCACAACUGAAUUCGAGCCAUGUUUUGAUGCUGCUGACUUCAUAAGAGCUGGAAGGGAUAUCUUUGUGCAAAGGAGUCAGGUUACUAACUUCUUGGGUAUUGAGUGGAUGCGAAGGCAUCUUGCACCAGAAUACAGAGUGCACACCAUCUCCUUCAAAGACCCCAAUCCGAUGCACAUUGAUGCUACGUUUAACAUCAUUGGACCCGGCUUGGUGCUUUCCAACCCAGAUCGUCCGUGUAAUGAGAUCAAUCUCUUCAAGAAGGCAGGCUGGACGGUGGUUCACCCUCCUUUGCCACUCAUCCCCGACAAUCACCCACUGUGGAUGUCCUCUAAAUGGCUGUCCAUGAAUGUCCUCAUGUUGGAUGAGAAGCGUGUGAUGGUGGACGCCAAUGAAGUCUCGAUCCAGAAGCUUUUUGAAAAGCUAGGCAUUUCAACCGUCAAGGUCAACAUCCGCCAUGCCAAUUCCUUGGGAGGCGGCUUCCACUGCUGGACCUGUGACAUCCGCCGUCGCGGCACCCUGAAAUCCUACUUCGAUUAGUCUGGGAUCGGCAUGUUCCGCUUUCCGCGAUGUAAGCGUCGGAGGGUGAAGAAGAGGUUGAUUUCAUCUCUCUGCUUAAAAACAGAACGUGAUUGCAUGAGCUGUGUGGUGCUUGGAUCCAUGCCCUUCUCCGCAUCCUCCCGAGAAAGUAGCACAGUUUCUCCCCAGAGUCCUUUCACACAUUGCAACGGGUAAAGGGAAUCUGUCCCUUUGUGAGCAGAACUCUACGAUGGGCACAAGUGUCCAGCGAAUGCAACGACACUUUUGAAAAGUGCUCCUGGCAGUGUA
Molecule: messenger RNA, 1650 nt
Organism: Anolis carolinensis (green anole)
Lineage: Eukaryota; Metazoa; Chordata; Lepidosauria; Squamata; Anolidae
Gene: gatm
Product: glycine amidinotransferase
Exons: 9
Coding region: 85-1362 (425 amino acids)
Biological process (GO): creatine biosynthetic process
Cellular component (GO): mitochondrion
Molecular function (GO): amidinotransferase activity
Source: RefSeq, a predicted model, not a curated record